AUGAGUCCACUUGCCAAUGCUAAAAAUUCCAAAGAUUCUGAAUCUCCAAAAAAAACUCCAAAAGUAACUGAAGAACACCUUAAACAGUAUAAAUCAGACUGCGAAAGGCUAUAUCACAAUGCUUCCUACCGUGACGGUUCCAAGCAGAAAGCCUAUGAUGAAAUUUCUGAGCGUGAGAAACAACUUAAAGAACUUAAUGAUAAGCUUAAAAAUUUCACUGAAUCACUUGGUAAAAAAGGUGAUGAAAACAUUCUUCAUAACCUUUGCACCGGCCUCGAGACAUUCCUCGGCUUCGACUCUGCUUCCAGAGGCUACACUGGCAAAGGCAUCGUGUACUCUGACUUGGAUAGGCUGUGUGACGGGGUGAUGGGAUUUUUGAGUGGUGUUCUCAGUAACAUCAAAGAGCAUUUAGGGCAGCAUAAAGGAGAAAUUACUGAAGCAAUUAACACUCUUAAGCAAAAUAAACACGCCGGUAAAAAAGGUUUUAAUGUUGCGAUUGGAAGUGUGGUCGCAGGGGUGGGGGGGUAUAAUGGUAAUGUAAGAAAUUCCAACAAUUAUGUUAAAAAUCCAAUUGAAGCAUUAUUAAAUCAUGUUAGAGAAGGUGGCGAAUUAGAUAAAGCUGUUGAUAAAAUUCCGGUUUGCAAUGUUUCCAAGGAGGCCGUGAUAACGGCCGUGACCCUGGUGGAGCAGUGUAGAGGAUUUGCAAACGUGUUCCAUAAGGCGUUCAAUUUGAAUACACAACCACAAAUGAAAAUAGCAGUGGAAGAUCUAAAUCCCGAUAUCCAAGUAAAAAUUGACAAUGCUAAGAAAAAUAUUGGCCUUGAGCUGACUAGGCUUACUAAGUAUUCCCAACAAAAAAGAGGAAAGCAGUGGACUGAUCUGGAAACCACGAUAACCCUCAUUGAAAAAACGUCAACUGACCUAGGAGAAUGUGUUAAUGUGAACAUGAGAAAUCGUGUGACGGACCUUGUUAGGCAGCUGAAGACUAAGGUCGAGGAGAUUAAAAAACAACUACAAGUGAUCGACCAAAAAAUGCAGUGGUAUAUCGAUAGGUUAAAUAGAUGGAUCGUCGCUGCCGAUGAAAUGCUUAAGAAGCCGAUAAAAGAUGCGGGGGAAGUUGGGAUUUCGUUGCCCGGAGGAGAGAAUCAAGAUAACAUUAGAAAAAAAGCCGCCGAAUUGAAAGAGAAAGGUGAGACACUUUUCUGGCAUUUCAACAGUACGAAGGAUAACGUCGAAAAGAACGUUACCGAAGCGCUUGCAAAAGUGAAAGAAAUGGACGAGGCGCUUAAAGGGGAUUUGUGGAAAGUGAAGGAUGCUGUUAGUAAGCAGGUCGGGGAGAUAAAGACGGCGAUUGGGAAGUUGUAUAAAGUGGUUGAGACUGGAGACACGGAAGGGGCAACGCACAACUCAAUGGUCGAGAUGGUCGACCUUAUAAAAAAUAAGAUAAAGACCAUUGAAGGGGUAGGCGGAAGGUUCGUAACUAAACCAACCGGGCUGUGGGCAAUCAGUCAGCAGGUUCCGACCUACGUUAAGACGUUUGAGAACUUUGAUGCGACGGUCGCUGAUUGGGUGAGGGAGAUUGUGAGAAGGAUGGUAGCAAAUAAUGGUCCCCUGCAUGAGCAUAUUGACAUGUAUGCUUCCGAAAUAGAAACUCUGCAAAAUAACCGUGAACAACUGCUUCCUAAGGUGAAGGAACAAAUCAUUACCAAGGUCAUAGCCAAGGUAAAAGAAAUUGCGUUAGCUCACAAAGCGGAUCUUGCCACCAAUGGAAAUGUGGAAACCGAUUUAAAAUUGAUUAAAAGAUUCCUUGAUCACUUUAAUGGGCAAAGUCUACAGAAUGGUGUUGACCAUAUAGUCAGUGCUAUAGAGAAGGCAGGUGAAUUACAAGUGGAUCCCUCCAAACAAAAUGUUAUACACAACUCAGAUCUGAAGAAUGCCGUAAAUAUAGUUUUGCAUGUUUUUUCGAUGGCUGCUGAAAAAAUGGGUGAGCAAAUUCAGAAGCUUGCUACUGACUGCCAUCUCGGCAAAAUCAACGAGGCAUUGACCACGGCUAGCGAUUUUGAAGAGAAAUUGAAACAAGCUACAGGAAACCAAUCCGUUGGAACAUCCAGCAGUAGGAUUAACUUUGCCCUCGCCGUCGACAACGCGAUCAGGGAGGUGACGGAAGAGCUUGGGAGAAAAUUGAUUACCGCCGCUGGUGAUACAGUCACGCUGGAAACAACGACUGCCUUCUCCAAAUACGAUGGCUUUGUCGACCAAGACAAAGUGUCCUCCCUUUCCAAAUCUGACUUCGAAGCCAUCAAAAGCGCAGGCCACCUCCCCGCGGCGAUCGGUGCGAUUAGGGAUACUGCAAAAACUGAUUUUGAGAAUGCUAAGAAUAUAAUCAACAACGUAACGUCUUUCAAUACCUUGUCUGAAGCAAUCGCCACGAACCUAAGUGAUCUGUUGAGGGCUUUCGAAAAGGUAGGCCAAUCUAUAAAAGUUACCUUAAGCAACCUGAAAAUAAAUACGAUCGGCAUGAAGGAUAAAGGCGCGAAAGCUGCUGAAGGCAGCUUGCAAGAAAUUCAACAACACCUCUCUAAUCUCAAAACCUUCGAUUUGAACAACGCCAUACAGAAGGCAAAGAACUUCUUUGAGAAAGAAGCCAUCGAGGUGCAAACCAAAUGCAUCCAGGAAAUUGAAAAACAUGUUAACUCUGAGGUAAAGAAGGGUCGAGAUAUCAUAAUCGCCCAAGUUCGCGCAAACUACGUAACGUCCGUAAAGGAAUUGCUGCAACAAUUUUCGUCAAAGGUGACAGACGAACUGAAACAUCUUCCCACCGAAAUAACCCAGGACGCCGAUAAGAAAUUUAAAGGAUUCAUGAAAGAGAUAGAGGCGCAAUUGAAGACCGAUAAUAUAAAAAACGCAUUGCCACCAAACGCCAAACUGGCGACGUUUGCUGGAUGUAUCAGCAACUUCUUUGGUGGUAUACUCUACAGUCUCAAUACUAAACGUGACAUCAUGCCUCCGCAUAAAAUUACUGAAAUAGAUACUACACUAAACACUCUACUAAAUGGCCUCUCGAAUUACAACAAGAAAUUUGUAGUUGAGUUAUCCGCCGUUAACACACUUAUAGACGGCAUCCAUCCGGAGUCGUUCAGCGAAGACAGUAACAAGCUGCUUGACAUUCUGACAAAAGGCCUGCGAAAAUUUCACGACGAACUUGACAAGGCUUACAUCUCAAUUUAUGACGGUGAGCCGUGGCGAGCGGAGUAUUCUUCCAGAUAUGCUAAGGUUUGUCUCACGAUCAUUCAUCUUGGCGUCUCGUUACCCAUGUUGAGAGUAAACUGCAAGAGCUUAAGUGGACAGCAGAUUAACAAAAACGGUGACCUCGGAAAACUGUUCGCCGAUGAAGGCUAUCGUGUAUCCGACCGGGGCGAGCAGAACGGCGAGCUGCAAGACCAGGACUGGAUGAAAGGUGACCAAAUUCAGAAGAGGCUGACUUGGCCAAUAAGCGGGGUCAACAACGAGCAUUUAAGAUUGUGUGAGUCAACUAAGAAACAUGAUAAAUUUAGUCUCAUUCAUUUCAUGGCGUGUCUUGUCGAUCACCUCGGACAAUACAACGACGUUUGUCACAUCGCUCCUCCAUCGAAGGGCAACGCACCUUGCAAUGUAUACCAAAUGUUGUGUUGGCUUGACGGACUUCCUCAUAGUCCGGUAUACCAAGACUUGAUAAUUGACGGAUUUAGCGGUCUCUUUGAGAAACCGGGCGAGCAGCACAAAGACGUUCAGUCGGACGAUCUACCUGUUAUAGACGAAAAUGCCGACACGUUGGACGCCUAUCCGAAACCCAUCACCGCUGCUGCGCUGAGAGCAACACUCGACGAAGUAUGCAAGCAAUCUCACAACGUCCUCACUUCCAUCCUCGGAUAUGGCCACGCGGGUGGCGUGUAUGCUUGUGAAUUCACUAACAAUUCGCAGGGUUUAGUAUACCCGAAUAACAUGAACAGCCUAAUCUGUACCCUGGUUGAUAUCCUUAGACGCCUUCAUUACCAGCUUUAUUUCAUAUGUCAGCAGUGUCUGUACAAUACUGAGCUUGGCGGGUGGCGUGAUUGCUGGUAUGGCCGGGAAAUCGGUGGAUCCAACUGGAAGUGUAACACGAUCCAAUGUGCCAACCAAGACGCUGGUCAAAAGCAUAACCAACGCUGUGACCAAAAGUGCGACCAAAACACUACCUGCGGCCUCAAGUCACCACUGCAAUCUUAUCUGGAGGAUGGUCUGCCGGGCUUUUUGCCACAUCUCGUAACAAGCAAGGGGCCAAAGAUGUCAUGUGGCACGUGCGCUAGAGCAUCACCUGAAAUGCCAUGUUUGACGCCGAUGGGCUUUUCCGAUAUCAGCAAUCUUGCAUCGCAUAGGCGGAAAGGUCAACAACUUUACAUGGCACUCACAGGUUUUUGCAGCAGUGUGAACUCUCCUCUCACUAAGCUGUGCAGCAUGUUUAAUUGUAUUAUUCCCAGCGCUCCCAAAACACUUGACUACAUGUUCGCUGUCUUCUAUCAAUUACUUCACGAUUGGGAUGAGGAUAGGAACGAGACUCGUAUUAAGCACACAAAACAGGGAUUCAACUUCGCAGUAAACGAGGCGUAUUUCAAUGACAACUAUGACUUCGGCGACGUGUCGCUCAUGUUCAAAUCGAAGAGGCACGCAGCCUUUGUCUACGUAAAGGAAAAUGAAGUUGAUAGUUUAUAUCACCACCGCGGCAACCUCUAUAGUAUAUUCAACCCCGACGAUGCGUGUUACACUGCCACCAUGACGUGCGGAGCAUACAUCUCGCCGAUUUGCCUAGACGCAUAUUCGGCAUUGUCGUCUAACAACGGUAAACUAUAUGUUUCGUGGAUUAUUUACACGAUCGAAAAAUUCUACGAUUUGCUAUGCCAGCUGUGCAGAAGGUGUACUGGAAAUUGCACCGGCCAGAGUAAGAAAUGUCGUGUCUCUGGAUGCGCAAAAACGGUUUGCAACGUGGACGCAAUUGAUAGUCUCGCCACCAAAGCGCAUAGCGAAUCGUGCAACUCAAUCGUCCAAUGCCCGAACACAUUACCAACGUUGUACACAUACGGAUUUACAUACGGUAACAGAGUGUCUCUUAAUGGGCUUGUGAACAAAAGUUGUGUUCCAAAAAGAACUUGUAAAGAUUUUUCAGAGCAACUAAACAAAGUCUGCUCCCAGGCAUCUGUGCUAUCGAAAUUAAUUCAUGUCACUAUACCGGAAUUCCUAUUUAGAAUCAGGUUGCCUUUCAUGUUAUUAGUCCUCGCACUUUGGUCACUCUCCCUAUUCUACCUCAUCUGCGUAAUGGUUGGCAGACUGGAUGUGCUGCACAUCAAAUCGCACCUGAGGAUACCGUCAUCGCACAGGAUAACGGCGCAAUCAUUGUUGGCUGCAGCGCAAGUCGGAAGGCUUGCCAAGAUAUCGUACCUACAACCGUAA
This is a messenger RNA of Babesia bigemina, 5463 nucleotides long. RefSeq lists its product as hypothetical. The record is from RefSeq and is a predicted model, not a curated record. NCBI's taxonomy places the organism in Eukaryota, Apicomplexa, Aconoidasida, Piroplasmida, Babesiidae. The transcript has 2 exons. Bases 1 to 5463 code for a protein of 1820 amino acids.